This is a messenger RNA of Musca domestica (house fly), 883 nucleotides long. RefSeq names its product putative gamma-glutamylcyclotransferase CG2811. Lineage: Eukaryota; Metazoa; Arthropoda; Insecta; Diptera; Muscidae. Bases 6 to 833 code for a protein of 275 amino acids. The transcript has 2 exons. Gene Ontology annotation, molecular function: gamma-glutamylaminecyclotransferase activity. The record is from RefSeq and is a predicted model, not a curated record.
AUAAGAUGCAUCUCUUCAUAUGUAUGCAAAUAGGGGUUAUUUGGAUAGCGACAAAGAUGACAUGUACGAAGACGAAGAAGCACCGAAAGUUUGACAAAGAAACCUUGUUGACCUCUUAUAACGCGAUAGGUCGGUCUGUGGUCAACUAUGCGGCUCCAGUGUGGUCUGCGAAUACUAGUGCUACGCAGUGGAAGAAUAUCCAGACCUGCCAGAACGCUGCCCUGAGAACUGCGACAGGGUGCCUCCUCAUGACACCAGUGGACCAUCUACAUGAGGAGGCGAAAGUCCUUCCCUUACGUCAGCAUAAUCAUAUGCUUUCGUUGCAGUACCUGCUUGGGUGUUACCGUGAGAGCCAUCCCAACCAUCACAUGGUGGAUAACUCUCCCCCACCCAGGCGUGUCAGGAAGGACAUACAUGAUCUAGAGAGGGAGGUCCAGCGCUACAAGAGAGAGCCUCUAGAUCAAGAAGCCUAUCAGGCAGGUCUGAGUGGCAUUCACACCGAUGCAGUCGCGGAUGCUAUUAGCAGUUACAAAGUGAAUGCCGUCCUCGGAGUCCACCCCCCAUCCAUUGCAGCCGAAGAACGUCAGCUGCCUAGACAAACCAGGGUAGUUUUGGCGCAAUUACGUUCAGGAUGGUGUAGUCGCCUCAAUUCGUAUUGGGCACGAAUUAAUGAAGAUGUGCGUGACGCCUGCCCGGCGUGUGAUACAGGCCCGCACAAUACGCUACACCUUUUUAAUUGCUCAGCCAAACCUACCCAACUCACUCCAGAGGAUCUCUGGCUACAGCCCGUUAAAGUAGCCGAAUUUCUAAACCUGGAGCUGGAACCAGAUUAGCAGAACACAAACACACACAUGUACUACUGCUACAACAACAACAACCGAAA